AUGGCUCGCGAGAAUCGCGCACUUCCAGAUGACUUGAUCUACCAGUUGACGCUCCUGUGCGGCCGGUGCAAGGAAAUCUUUCUGGCAGAGUCCAUGCUGCUGGAGCUAGAGCCUCCGUGGGUUGUUGUAGGCAAUAUGCAUGGCUACUACGAUCAACUUCUGAGACUCUUCAAAAGGUGUGGCGAUCUGCCUGACACCCGCUAUCUGUUUCUAGGUGGCUACGUCGACAAAGGUAGGAGGAGCUUGGACACGAUCGUGCUUCUGCUCCUGCGGAAGACGCAGUAUCCUGACGACAUCGUGCUUCUACGCAGCAACCAUGAGGAGGCGUCCAUGACGAGGAUCUAUGGCUUCUAUGAUGAGUGCAAGAGACGUGCCAACGUCAAGCUAUGGAAGUGUUUCAUGGAGGCCUUCAACUGCAUGCCAGCGUGCGCCUUGAUCCGCGAGAAGAUCUUCUGUGUUUGUGGCGGGCUCUCCCCUGAACUGACACAUUUCGAUCAGAUCCGGCAGUUGACACGGCCGACUGUUGUGCCUGAUAGCGGCCUUCUUUGUGAUCUCGUGUGGUCCGAUCCCCAUGCUGAGAGUGGCUGGGUUGAGAAUGAUCGAGGCGUGUCAUACUGUUUCGGCCCGGAUGUCGUGCAGAAAUUCGUCGAGAGUAUGGGUGUCGACCUCAUCGUCCGGAGCCACCAGGUCGCGAUAGAUGGGUACGAGUUCGCCGCAGAUAGGAAGCUGGUGACGAUCUGGUCCAUCUACAACUUCAAAGGGGAGAUCGGGAACCCGGCUGCCAUCAUGCGGGUGUCUGAAGACUUGGAGGUCAAGUUUGAGGUCUUCGACCGGCAUAGCCCGUGA
Symbiodinium natans is the source of this 846-nucleotide messenger RNA. NCBI's taxonomy places the organism in Eukaryota, Dinophyceae, Suessiales, Symbiodiniaceae. The record is from the annotation of a GenBank genome assembly.